UAUAAUAAGUUAAAAUUAAAUUCGAACGUAUAUAUAUACAUAUGCACCGAAAUAUUUACAUACUUAAGUAAGCAACGACUACAUAUAUGCAACAUAGUAACGGCAAUAUAACAAACAAAAAUGAGGACACAAGCGAUUUGUGAAACAAAUUUAUACGUGUAUAUACACAAAUCCAGCGGACAGUGCAAAAUUCGCAGUUAUAAGUCAUGGCCGAUGAAGAUGAGAAUAAGCAAAAGAAGCAUACUAUCGAAAGUCUCUUCCACUUAUAUGCAAACAAUAAUAUCAACACCUUAGACUUGGAAAAUGAGGUAUACGAAACCAUAUUAUUGUCCCAGAUAGAUUUUUGGUUGGAUCAAGCAAAAUUAUUAAAAACGGCAUUCACCAUGACCGACACUGGCAUGGCUUAUAUGAAAUUCAAAAAAUGGCGUUUAGACUUCGAGGAAUUUUUGGAUUUUUUAAACAUGAUUUGUCAGGGUAAAGAAAUUAAGAUUGAUGACGUUAAAAAAGCGCUACUCGAGGCUGGUCCGCCUGGCGGAGGCACUGAAAUUGUUGUCGUGAAAUAAGUAAUUUAUGAGUACAAAUAUAAAAUAAUGGAUCUAAUUACUCAAAUAAUUUCCUUCCGAGUGGAAUCGCAGCAUUUUAAAGUAUCACAAGGUUGAACAUUACGCUACCCCAUGCUAAAAAUUA
Molecule: messenger RNA, 687 nt
Organism: Bactrocera latifrons
Lineage: Eukaryota; Metazoa; Arthropoda; Insecta; Diptera; Tephritidae
Product: TPPP family protein CG45057
Exons: 3
Coding region: 207-563 (118 amino acids)
Biological process (GO): microtubule polymerization
Molecular function (GO): tubulin binding
Source: RefSeq, a predicted model, not a curated record